AGUUCAAUUUCUUCACACGCGUUUUUAAAAUUCUCUAGUCUCUUGCUACACUACUCAUUAUAUAUUGACAGAUAGAUUACAUCUAUAAAUCAUUACGUUUAUAUAGUUGCAUGUUGUAUAACAUUUGAGCUACUUGAUUACUUCAUUUAUUUAUUUAUUCAUAUUUUUUGCAUCUCUUACACGAAGGAAACUUGUUGAUAGAAGAAUUUUGUUAGUUAUUGUUGUGAGAGAUGGGAGUUGACGACGGUGAUCAGCGGUUGUAUCAUUCGGACACGGAGGCGUCCGAUAAGACGUCAUUUAGCGGUCCACUGAGUGGACCGCCAAGCGGACCGCUGCUGAAGAGCGGUCCGCUGAACAAGAGAGGUGGCAAGAAGAGCGCCAGGUUUAAUAUUCCUGGCGAGACGGGCUCUAGCACGGCUAGUCAUAACGGGAGCGUGAUUUCGCAUGAUGAUUACGUGGAAAUCACGCUCGAUGUUCGCGAAGAUUCGGUGGCGGUUCAUAGUGUGAAGACGGCGGGAGGAGGUGACGUGGAAGACAGUGAGUUGACUCUGCUGGCGAAAGGCCUGGAGAAACGCUCGUCUUUCGGGUCAUCAGCUGUGAAGAAUACUUCGCAGAGGAUUAGGCAGGUUUCGCAGGAGCUGAAGCGGUUGGCUUCGUUUACGAAACGGCCUCAGAAGAGAUAUGAUCGGUCGAAAUCAGGCGCGGUGCAUGCUCUGAUGGGGCUUAAGUUUAUCAGCAAGGCUGAUGGUGGUGCGGGUUGGGCCAAGGUGGAGAGCAAGUUUGAUGAUCUCUCUGCUCCCACCAAUGGCUUGCUUCCUCGCGCGCUCUUCUGGGAAUGCAUAGGGAUGAACAAAGAAUCUAAAGAGUUUGCAGGAGAGCUUUUUGAUGCCCUUACCCGGAGGAGGAACAUAAUGGGGAACUCGAUUAAUAAAGAAGAGUUGAAGGAGUUCUGGGAACAGAUUUCUGACCAGAGUUUUGAUUCUAGGCUUCAAACUUUCUUUGACAUGGUUGACAAAGAUGCUGAUGGCCGAAUUACAGAGGAAGAAGUGAGAGAGAUUAUCAGUCUCAGUGCUUCUGCCAACAAGCUGUCGAAUAUCCAAAAGCAAGCAGAUGAAUACGCCGCCUUGAUCAUGGAAGAGCUGGAUCCUGACAAUCAUGGAUACAUCAUGAUUGAAAAUUUGGAGAUGCUUUUGUUGCAAGCUCCAACACAUCAUAUAAGAGGCGGUGAAAGCAAGGCUCUGAGCCAAAUGCUGAGCCAGAAGCUUAAGACUACAAAUGACCAUGUGGUUUCAAGAACAUUGCGAGACACCAAGUACUUCAUACUAGAUAAUUGGCAAAGAUUUUGGGUGUUGGCACUAUGGAUUGCGAUUAUGGCUGUUUUAUUUACUUACAAGUACAUUCAAUACAAAAACAGAGCUGCCUACGAAGUUAUGGGAGUUUGUGUUUGUUUAGCAAAGGGUGCAGCCGAGACACUCAAGUUUAACAUGGCACUGAUACUGUUACCAGUCUGCCGGAACACUAUCACUUGGCUUAGGAACAAAACCAGAUUAGGAGUAGCUGUUCCCUUUGAUGACAAUCUCAAUUUCCACAAAAUUAUAGCUGUGGCAAUUGCAAUUGGGGUUGGGAUCCAUGCAAUAUCCCAUUUAACCUGUGACUUUCCUCGUCUCCUUCAUGCUGACGAGGAGAGUUAUGAACUAAUGGAGCCUUUCUUUGGGGAAGAUCAGCCUCCAAACUACUGGUGGUUUGUUAAGGGAUGGGAAGGCAUAACUGGGAUUAUUAUGGUAGUACUGAUGGCAAUAGCAUUUACUCUAGCAAGUCCAUGGUUGAGGCGUGGCAGAGUAAAUUUACCCAAAUUCUUAAAGAAGCUUACUGGAUUCAAUGCCUUCUGGUAUUCACAUCACCUUUUUGUCAUUGUCUACGCCCUGCUCAUUGUUCACGGUAUCAAACUUUACCUGACACAUGACUGGUACAAGAAAACGACAUGGAUGUAUUUGUCAGUUCCAAUCCUACUUUACGCAGGCGAGAGAUUGAUCAGAGCCUUUAGAUCAAGCAUCAAACCUGUUAAGAUAAGAAAGGUUGCGGUUUAUCCUGGAAAUGUUUUAGCACUCCACAUGUCUAAGCCUCAGGGAUUUAAAUACAAGAGUGGGCAAUACAUGUUUGUCAACUGCGCUGCUGUUUCACCAUUUGAAUGGCAUCCGUUUUCCAUCACCUCUGCCCCCAAUGAUGAUUACUUAAGUGUUCAUAUACGAACACUUGGUGACUGGACACGACAACUCAAGACUGUCUUCUCAGAGGUCUGUCAGCCACCGGAUACUGGAAAAAGUGGACUUCUGAGAGCCGACGUUAUCCAAGGAGAGAACAACCCAAAUUUUCCAAAAGUGAUGAUUGAUGGUCCAUAUGGAGCGCCUGCACAAGACUAUAAAAAAUACGAUGUCGUGUUAUUGGUAGGGUUAGGCAUAGGAGCCACACCAAUGAUCAGUAUUGUGAAGGACAUAGUUAACAACAUUAAGGCAAAGGAGGAAGAAGAGAGUGCCAUUGAAGAUGGGACAGGCACAGCUAGUGGCAUUAGUAGUAAUAGUGCCAGCCCAUUUAAGAAAAAAUCGCCAGGGCCUUCAAGUUCGAGUAACUUCAAGACAACAAGGGCAUACUUUUAUUGGGUUACAAGAGAACAAGGCUCCUUUGAUUGGUUUAAAGGGGUGAUGAAUGAAGUUGCUGAAUUGGACAACAAUGGUGUCAUAGAAAUGCAUAAUUAUUGCACUAGUGUUUAUGAAGAAGGCGAUGCUCGGUCUGCUCUAAUCGCUAUGCUCCAGUCGAUUAACCAUGCUAAAAAUGGCGUUGAUGUUGUUUCUGGUACUCGUGUGAAGUCUCAUUUUGCUAAGCCUAAUUGGCGUAACGUCUACAAGCGCAUAGCUGUCAACCACGCAAAUAGCCGAGUCGGAGUGUUUUAUUGCGGGGCUCCACCACCGGUGAAAGAGUUGAGACAGUUAGCCUCUGAUUUUUCGCACAAGACCUCAACAAAGUUUGAUUUUCACAAAGAAAAUUUUUGAUCAAGAAAAAGUACAUGGCUUGUUUGACAUAAUAAAUCAGGCAAGACAAUCAACGUCUUCUAGAUCUACACCUAACCCCCUUUGCUCCUGUACAGAGAAUCUGCCUCUAGCUGUUAUUCGUUUGACCUUAUGUAUUUGUCGUUAUCAUAUAAUAUUAAUAUUCUUUGAAAUGUACUUAGAAUAAUGAGAGGAGGAUAGUGUAAUGCAUGAUAGCAGGCACUGGAAUGAUGAUAAGGAACUGAUCGUGGCUUAAUGGUGGUCCUCUUCAGACGUCGCGUUUUGAAAUUUAAAGGCUACCAAAUCCGCAAACAAUUCCUCUACUUAUACUUGGGAAAGAAGUAUCUGUAGAAUCAAGUUGUCAUGGUUGUGCCAAUGAUGAGAGCAGCACCAGGCGCUCGCUUUCUUUCUCCAGCGUGUAUUAAUCAAGUAUGAUAGAGCAAUAGGUGGUUGAGAAGUGGAUACCAUCUAAUAAGAAUUGUAUAGAUUAGAUGAUUUUUUAGUAUACUAAGCUGUGACCGCGAGUUUUCAUUGACAUGUACAGCAGUUUUCGUGUUGAAUAUUGAACAUGUCAUUGUUUUUGACA
Messenger RNA from Daucus carota subsp. sativus, 3630 nucleotides. Its product is annotated as respiratory burst oxidase homolog protein C. Bases 231 to 3047 code for a protein of 938 amino acids. Gene Ontology annotation, cellular component: plasma membrane. The transcript is spliced from 12 exons. Gene Ontology annotation, molecular function: calcium ion binding; NAD(P)H oxidase H2O2-forming activity; peroxidase activity. NCBI's taxonomy places the organism in Eukaryota, Viridiplantae, Streptophyta, Magnoliopsida, Apiales, Apiaceae. The record is from RefSeq and is a predicted model, not a curated record.